Molecule: messenger RNA, 1253 nt
Organism: Sciurus carolinensis (gray squirrel)
Lineage: Eukaryota; Metazoa; Chordata; Mammalia; Rodentia; Sciuridae
Gene: Cinp
Product: cyclin dependent kinase 2 interacting protein
Exons: 5
Coding region: 41-679 (212 amino acids)
Source: RefSeq, a predicted model, not a curated record
GGGCGGGGCUUGGGUCUCCUUGCCGGGAUUUCUGCCGACCAUGGAAGCAAAGACUCUUGGAAUUGCAACACCCAGAAAGCCUGUCUUAUCAGUCAGUGCUAGAAAAAUUAAGGACAAUGCAGCCGACUGGCACAAUUUAAUCCUGAAAUGGGAAACCCUCAGUGAUGCAGGUUUUACCACUGCAAAUAACAUUGCCAACUUGAAAAUCAGUUUAUUGAGUAAAGACAAGAUCGAAUUAAAUAGCAGCAGCCCAGCUUCCAGUGGGAAUGAAGAAAAGAUGCAUCCACACUAUGAUAAGGAGCUUGAGGUGCUAUGUGAGGAAUUGCAGGCUACCUUGGAUGGUUUGACCAAAAUCCUGGUGAAAAUGGAAAAGCUGUCUUCAACUACCAAGGGAAUUUGUGAACUAGAAAAUUAUCAUUAUGGGGAGGAGAGUGAGCGGCCCCCUCUGUUUCACACGUGGCCUACAACCCACUUCUAUGAGGUUUCCCACCAGCUCGCUGACAUGUACAGGCAGGAGCUCCUCCUGAAGCGCACGGUGGGUGCAGAGCUGGCACACACGGCAGACCGUGACCUCACCCUGAGCUACCUGUCAAUGUGGCUACACCAGCCCUACGUGGAGAGUGACAGCAAGCUGCAUCUGGAGAGCAUGCUGCUGGAGACAGGGCACCGGACCCUGUGACCGUCCCAGAGCUUGGCUCCAGAUCACUGGCGUCUUCCUGUCCCCCAGUGGACAGUCUUCUGGGUGGGACCUGGUGUUGUGCCCAGGACCAGACCCUUCACUCUGCCCUGGCUGCCCACCAGCCUUCGUGGGGUUCUCUAGGACCAUGUAGCCUCUGCGGGCAUGCUCAGCCCCGCUGUAGGCACCAUCCCUUGUGCCUCGUCCGCCUGUCAUUCCUGACCUGAUGUGUUCCUGAGCAGUGACUGAGGGCUCUGGUUUUUGCAAGUUAAGUGUACUUGACAUCUCACUCACCUGGGUGUAGAAAAUCCCUCAUGCCACAUUUUUACUUUUAUACUUAUCUGUAUUUAGGACUUUAUGACCAUGUAUUCUAUAAUUACAACUCAUGUUUAAAAUCUUACAGACUCAACAAGGUAAAAUUUGGCAUCGUGGAAAUGAAAACUGCUAACAAAAACACAGCCACUGUGUGCCUCCCCAGGUUGUGCCUGGCCAGGGAGAAGUCCUCUCCUCCCAAACCUUGCACAUUACAUGGGACUGUGUAUGUUGUGGAACUGAAUAAAUGUGUGGUUUUAGCUUU